AUGGCUGCCGUCGACACAGUCCUUGCCUCUGCGGAGUCCCGCCGCCGUGGCCGCUUCUCCGAGCUCUUGGCUGUGAAGGCCGACCCUGCAGAGUCCACCAGCGAGGGUGAGCGCAGCGAGAGCGACAGCCGUGAGGCGAUGACACCAGAGGCGACUUUGACGGACUGCGAAGGCACGCUGCCGUCAAAGGAUGAGGGGCCGAAUGAGGAAGAGAAGGAAGCUCUGCGCCUCUAUGAAGCCAAGUUCGCGGAGAACCGCGAUGGCAGCUACAAAGGCUACGAGAGGAAAGCCUUCCCGUGGUUCACCCCGGCAGCACGUGGCGAGGUGGCCCCCAAGGAUUUCCUGACGCGCGCCAUGUCUGAGAAGGAGGCUACCAGGCCGCGCCCGAAGAAGGAGUUCGAAGUGGACUCCGACGGAGAGGAAGUGCAGCUCUGCAGCCAGUGCGGCCUGCCCAUGGGGGAGACGGCCUACCGCCCCGAAGAGAAGGGCUACAAGCUGGUGCAUCCAGAAUGCAUGGCCCAGAUCGUGUUGGAGGAUGCACAGAAGCAGGAUGACAAGAACAACGCGGAGCAGAGACAAAAGAAGCUGGACAGCCGUCUCGAGUACCAGAUCGGCUGGCGUCCAGAGUCCGUGCCCAAGAGCGGUCCGGUGGCUUCAAAGCUCGGCUGCUCGCCGAUGCCGCAGGGGCUCUGCUGUCUGGUUUACGAUGAGGCGUCUCGAAGCGUCCGUAUUGCGUCCACGUUGGAGCCCGCUGCUGCUGUCAACCUGGAGUACCUUAUGCUAUGCCUGAAGGUGCGCCGGACGGCUUGCCGUGAGCCCCUCUUCUCCUUGGAUCCUGUCGACCCGCAGAAGCUGGAAACCACGCCGCAGCGCAAGCGCUAUGAACCGGCUUGGUUGGCUGGUACCAGUGUGGGAGACGUCAUGUUCCAGGCGGACUACUUCCUCAAGGAGCUAGCCCUGGGUGAGUAUACCAUGCCGAUCGUCGGCAUGAUGAGUGUGUUUGACUGGUCAGAGAUGACGGAUGCCAACAAGACGUGGGCGGGACGAGAGUGGUUCGUUGUCAAGAAGGCUGAGAUUCGCCUCGCAGAGGACAAGACGCUGGUUCCUUGGGUGAAGAUGGGAGUCGAAGCCCGUGAGCAGGUCGUCACCAGCAAGGGCUUGGAAGACAAGCCGAUCACCAGCAAGCACCACCCUCUCACCAGGUUCGCGGAGGCAUUCACCCGCCACUUCGACCUCAUUGCUGAGCGAAAGAGCGUGAUCUUCCACCUGCGCGAAUUGGCCAAGGCCUCCGUGAUGGCUAAGUUUCUGGUGGACUCGAAGAUUUCCUUAGACGCACGCUGGUUUGACAUGGCUGAGGACAUGAUCCAAUCCACCCAGCCAGAGGCCUUCUCCGAGAUCCCACAGCUGUGGAACAUGCGCGGCAAUUCCCGUAUCCAGCUUCAGGGUGGCAAGAUCCGCGACAUGCAGACCGGGUUGCAAAGCAACCUCCAUGCAAUCUACGGCGGCGUAGAGUUCGGCCUCGACCGCUUCCAGCUGGCGCAGCGAACCGCGCUGCCUGGUGCUGCACUGCCCAGUGCGAUGCCCGGGGCACCUCUGCCUGGAGCUGCCUUGACCCAGCCUGGUCCUGGUCGAUUUGACAUCACAGGAUUGCAGCUUGGACCUUCGGGACGACCAAUGUUUAUGCCGCAGAGGUUCCAGCUCCCGCCGUCGCGCGAUGGAGUUCCGCAAGGUGUGGACCUGGCUCUGGACAAGUUCGAUCUCUCCGCCCCGGAUCGCUUCGCAAACUCUCUGCCUCCCUGCAGUGCGCACUUCGAUUCUAUUGAGGGCCGUGUCACCCUGGGAAAGGCAUUCUUGAAGAAUCUUCAAGAGGACUCCUACGAAACCCUGAAGGCCGAGGAUGCGAAGCUUCUCCAGCGCGUCUUCAACCCCGUGAUGGCUGACAGGAUUGCUGAGGGAGACUCCUUCAUCCCUCCUGAUCCCAACCUUGACUACGUGCAGAGGCUCCGACACCUCAUCCAGGAGGAAGAGAGCCUUACAAAGCAGAGGAAGGCUCGCUUCAGCGACAAGAACUUCACGGUGGGAAUGGCUGGAGCCGAGUUCCCUCGAUCCUGGACCUCGCGAUUCCAAAUCCUACGUGAAGGAGGCAAAGCGCAGGUGGUCGCCAGACCUGGCCUCGCCACCUUGAAGGUGGACGAGAUCUUCACGCGCACACUGCUUGAGGACAUCCUGCCCACUGCCGCGCCCGAGUUUGCGCAGACCACUGAGGAUGGUACAGUCUUCCGCAUCUACAAGAUUGGCCGCCUCGAGGUGCGCACCACACAGGCAGCGCAGGCACCUACCCAGGAGGUGCUCUCGGUGUUCUCCCUGAGGCCGCCAUGCCUGGAGGGAGCCCGAGGUAGGCUGCACACCGUUUCUCCUAGCGAGAAGUUCGUGAAAGGCCGCCUCUUUGUCGAAGCCAUUGAUGGCGAUCAUAAGGAGUGCGCCAAGCAGCUCCACCUGUGCCACUUUUACGUUGUCCUGGAAACCAGCUCUUCCAACGUGAUUGUCACGGAGAAGCUUGCGGACGGAUCCACCACUUGGGUCUUGAACCCCUCGCAGAUCGAGGACCGCAACUCCUUGGCAAAGCUGAUGAUUGCGGUCGACAUCCGCAUGGAGAAGGCGACCGUUGGCAACCUGCAGGUCACCCAGGAGAGCAACAACAUCAAGAGCGCUGCCGGGGCGGGCGCUUCGGAGCGAAAGCGCUAUGCCAAAGACAUCUUUGCACUGGUCUCGCCGAGGAAUUUGAAUCUCUCGUCGAGGCGUUUUGCUGGCCGCGCCUAUCCCUACCCGUCCAACUCGAAGCGAAGCAAGGAGUUCAGGACUCGCUGGGGAGCUCCCCUGCCCAUGCCCGAGAAGGAGGAAGGCAAAGGUGCUUGA
Messenger RNA from Symbiodinium pilosum, 2916 nucleotides. The record is from the annotation of a GenBank genome assembly. Lineage: Eukaryota; Dinophyceae; Suessiales; Symbiodiniaceae.